This is a messenger RNA of Physcomitrium patens, 1720 nucleotides long. RefSeq lists its product as uncharacterized. Lineage: Eukaryota; Viridiplantae; Streptophyta; Bryopsida; Funariales; Funariaceae. The record is from RefSeq and is a predicted model, not a curated record. Gene Ontology annotation, cellular component: endoplasmic reticulum; COPII-coated ER to Golgi transport vesicle.
AGCGUGGCGGUGUCUCUCGAGGGUGGUCGUCGUCGUCGACUUCGUGGCAGAUCUCGCAGUUCGGGCGAUUCCAGAGAGCAUCCAGAGCCUCGCCCGUGCUGCAAGGAGUUGUCGUCGAAGGUGGCGGAAGAAGAGCACAUGACAGUUGCUUAGAUCGUGAUUGCGUCCGGUUGGUAUGCGCGUCGGCGGAGGGAAUUUACUGCUGUUGGUCAAGUUAGGGUUUCGUUUUGCCUUGAGUUUUUAUAAUCCAGAUAUCUUGUACUUCUAUUAGCGAACCUUUUAGGUUCCUUGAAUAGGAUUGAGAUGAGGAAAGAAAAAUGGCAAGUGAUCAAGAAUCUAGAUGCUUUCCCUCGUGCCGAGGAGCAUUUGUUGCAAAAGACUUCUUCUGGUGCUGCUGUCUCGGCAAUAGGACUGUUUAUUAUGGGCGUUCUCUUUUUUCACGAGCUUCGUUUUUACCUAGAAACUGUCACCGUGCACGAGAUGUCGGUGGAUGUUAAGCGCGGGGAAAAACUGCCGAUUCAUAUUAAUAUGACCUUUCCGGCUUUGCCAUGCGAAGUUCUGAGUUUGGAUGCAAUAGACAUGUCCGGCAAGCAUGAAGUAGAUCUUGACACCAACAUUUGGAAACUGCGUAUCCAUAGAGAUGGUUACGUACUUGGUUCAGAGUUUGUCAACGAUCUUGUCGAAGGAGAACACAGAAAGGAGGAGCCCAAGGCUGAUAAAAAAGACGAACACAAAGAUGGAGACCAUCGGAAAGUAGAGGCACACGGAGCUUCAGGGAGUCAUGGACAUGAGCAUGGUGAACACGGGCUCCAUGGUGGAUUGGCCAUGCCUGUUCACAGUCAUCAUUCUCAGAAAGAUCCUCAGAAGGUGAUCAAUGAGGUCAAGAAGGCGAUUGACGAUGGAGAGGGGUGUCAGAUUUUUGGUGUGCUUGACGUGGAGCGUGUUGCAGGAAAUUUUCAUAUUUCCAUGCAUGGCCUGAGCCUUUACGUAGCCUCUAAGAUUUUUGAGGCAGGGUAUGAGGUGAAUGUCAGUCAUGUCAUUCAUGACCUUUCCUUUGGGCCAACUUAUCCAGGUCAUCAUAACCCGCUUGAUGGAAGUGAGCGCAUCCUUCAUGACACUAGCGGUACUUUUAAAUACUUUUUAAAGAUCGUGCCUACUGAGUAUCAUUAUUUACAUGGAGAGGUGAUGCCAACAAAUCAGUUCUCUGUGACCGAGUACUACCAGCGUACGAAACCUUCCGACCGGUCUUAUCCAGCUGUCUACUUUGUGUACGACUUGUCUCCGAUUGUAGUCACUAUCAGGGAACACAGACGCAAUUUUGGCCAUUUUAUUACUCGCCUUUGCGCUGUUCUUGGUGGAACCUUUGCAGUUACAGGAAUGUUGGAUAGAUGGAUGUCUAGGAUAAUCGAUUUUGUGAUGAGCACAUCAAAGCAGGGCUUCCUGUAAGCUUCUAAAUGUUGAUAGAUAAGAUGCGUGUUUACAUCAUAGUCCUUUUCAACCUGUACCGUAGCAUAAAGAUUGAUAGAAUGUAGGCAGCAGCAAUCAGCAUCAGUGAGGUCCUCCAUGGCUUGUGGCUUUGUUCGCCAUCGCAAGCCUUGUACAUGCUUCGGCUUGACAUUUGCAACUAAGGUCUAUGGCAAUAGCUGAAGCCUCUUCCUUGUUAUACUCGAAUUAAAAUGAUCCAAGGGGCAGGUUCCUGUGGCACGAUCGAAUCUCCUGA